AUGUGCUGCUGGAAGAGGUGGACGUUGCCGAAGCUAUGUCAGUGUGCUCGAGAUUGGGAGAGUAAGGGGAUGCGCUGCUGGAAAGUAGAGCAGUGCCGGAAGCUAGGCAGGUACGUUCUGAAUUGGAGAAUAGGAGUAGGAACUGUUGGAAGUAGUGGAGAGGCAUCUGCAGCCAUGUCAGGAGUACAUGGGUUAGGAGAAGGAGAGUUGCACUGCCGGAAGCUCAGACAACUUCAGCGACAGUAG
Prunus armeniaca (apricot) is the source of this 246-nucleotide messenger RNA. The record is from the annotation of a GenBank genome assembly. NCBI's taxonomy places the organism in Eukaryota, Viridiplantae, Streptophyta, Magnoliopsida, Rosales, Rosaceae.